Dioscorea cayenensis subsp. rotundata (Guinea yam) is the source of this 576-nucleotide messenger RNA. RefSeq names its product 40S ribosomal protein S27-2-like. The transcript has 4 exons. Gene Ontology annotation, molecular function: structural constituent of ribosome; RNA binding. Lineage: Eukaryota; Viridiplantae; Streptophyta; Magnoliopsida; Dioscoreales; Dioscoreaceae. The coding region runs from base 104 to 364 and encodes 86 amino acids. Gene Ontology annotation, biological process: ribosomal small subunit assembly; translation. Gene Ontology annotation, cellular component: ribosome; cytosolic small ribosomal subunit. The record is from RefSeq and is a predicted model, not a curated record.
GUUUCAUCUCCCUGCUCUUUAUAUUGCAGUUAGGGUUUUGUGGCUCCUUCUCGUUCAAUCCCUAGAGCGCGGCUUUUGUGGAGCAUCCACCGCGCGAAACAAGAUGGUGCUCCCAAACGAUAUUGAUCUGCUGAAUCCCCCAGCUGAUCUUGAAAAGAGGAGGCACAAGCUCAAGAGGCUCGUUCAAUCACCAAACUCUUUCUUCAUGGAUGUGAAGUGCCAAGGAUGCUUUAACAUCACUACGGUAUUCAGUCACUCUCAGACUGUUGUUGUAUGUGGUAACUGUCAAACUGUCCUCUGUCAACCCACCGGAGGUCGUGCUAGGCUCACUGAGGGAUGCUCUUUCCGGAGAAAGGGUGAUUAAGAGCGGUGUGUACUCAAUUGUUUUGUUGGAAGAGGUCUUACUAUUUUUAGAUGUUUGCAAAGUACUAUGUGAUGUCUAUUGGCAAUUUUGUGGUUUAAUUUGGCAAAACUUGCGCUAUAUUGAUGAAACAUUGUUACUCUUCCCUUGCUUUCAUUUGAAAUGAUGUUUUGUUCCUAAAAACAGCCAGUUAUUUUAUUUGUUGGUUUUUAUUA